Trichosurus vulpecula (common brushtail) is the source of this 592-nucleotide messenger RNA. RefSeq names its product transmembrane protein 238 (gene TMEM238). NCBI's taxonomy places the organism in Eukaryota, Metazoa, Chordata, Mammalia, Diprotodontia, Phalangeridae. The transcript has a single exon. The record is from RefSeq and is a predicted model, not a curated record. The coding region runs from base 86 to 592 and encodes 168 amino acids.
UCCUCCCCUAACCCCGCCCAUUGGGGCUCUCACCCAGGAACCUGCCUGACCGGUUCCCUGGGGCUCCCCACCUCAGCGAGCCGGCAUGGCCACCGCCUCCUCUUCCUCCUCCCCGUGCCCCGGGCCUGCUUCGGUGGCUCCGAGUGCCCCGGCUCCCGCUAGCCGGGCAUCUCUGGCCUCUUCGGGCCUGGGCCGCUGCCGGGCAGCCCUGCUGCUGGCUGUGGGCCUGGACGUGGCCGGGAUGGUGGCCUUGCUGACUGGUGUCUUUGCCCACCUCCAGGUCCAAGGCCGGGACUUUGGAGAUCUGCUUAUCUACACGGGUGCCCUCAUGGUCUUCCUCAGCCUACUCGGCUGGAUCUUCUGGUACACGGGCAACAUUGAGAUCUCCCGCCAGGAGCUGGAGAGGGACUACGGCCGCAGGCCGAGCACCCUGGCCCGGCUGGCCCACAAGCUGUCCAGGCGCUGGUCUGCCCAGCCCAGCCCGGGCAGAGGGGGACGCCGGGGCCCCAAGCAGCAGGCCCAGAUGUCCCGCCGGGUCCGCCUGCAACUGAGCCCUCUGGAGGCCUCGGCAGCAGGAGCCGGGAUGGAGUGA